CUUGAAACAAUAAAAGGCAGUUGAACGUUGAGCCAAAAUUUUCUUCGACUGGCGUCGAACGCAUGCGCGAAGGUUCAGUCGACGACGGUUCAACGGUCCGAUCUUGCUGUCGCCUCUGAACGAAUCCUUUUUCCUGGGAUAUCGCAGAAGAAAUGGUGAAAUUAACGCCGGACCUGAUACAGCAGUCGAUGCAAUAUAUCAAUCCUGUACGGGAUCGCGAAUUGGACUUGAGAGGAUACAAAAUACCUACGAUAGAAAAUUUGGGAGCAACUUUGGAUCAAUUCGACACGAUAGACUUUUCCGACAAUGAUAUAAGAAAGCUGGAUGGAUUUCCAUAUUUGAAAAGAAUCAAAACGCUUUUUUUCAAUAAUAAUCGCAUAGUCAGAAUCGCAGAAGGUUUGGAGCAUUGCAUACCCAAUCUGGAAACGUUGAUGUUGACUGGAAAUAUGAUUCAAGAACUCGGCGAUUUGGAUCCGUUAAUACCGCUUAAACACCUUACAAAUUUAUGUUUAUUACAAAAUCCUGUCUCGGCAAAGCCACAGUACAGACAAUACAUAGUGUACAGAUUUCCACAAUUGAGGUUAUUAGAUUUUAGAAAAAUCAAGCAGAAAGAACGAGAGGCUGCUAUCGAAUACUUCAGAAGUAAGAGAGGCAAAGAAAUGGUACGCGAAAUAGCUAAGAAAGCGAAAGCGCAAGCGCCGGGAACGUCUUUGGAUAAACCCGUAACGAGCGCGGACGAACGUAACAAAAUUAAAGAGGCUAUAACCAAUGCCACGUCUUUGGAAGAGGUGCAGCGACUCAGCAAACUGUUGCAAGCGGGACACAUACCCGGAGAAGAGAGGCUUCAGAACGGAAACAACGCGUCCGAAGCCAUGGAAGAAGAGGAAGAUGACUAAAUUAAACAGGUUUACACACGUGUAUGUGUGUGUGAUACGUAUAUAUAUAUAUGUGUGUAUAUAUAAUAUAUAUAUAUAUAUAGCACACGCCAUAUAUAUAUAUAUAUAUAUAUAUAUACGUUUAUGGUGUAUAUAUAUAUAUAUAUGUAGGUGGCGGCAAAUCUGUAAGUAUUCUAUAGCUACCAAGGAUAUUAAUACAAGGAUGGUGACUCUUCGUUGAGCUGAUAAGAAGCUACAUACUACCGAUUAGUUUUCGACAAAUUUUCAUAUGUAUAUAAAUAUUUUUUUUGUAUGAAUUAAAUGGUACAAAUGUGUUCUAUCACGACCUUGAAGCGAU
This is a messenger RNA of Vespula vulgaris, 1233 nucleotides long. RefSeq names its product probable U2 small nuclear ribonucleoprotein A' (gene U2A). The transcript is spliced from 4 exons. Lineage: Eukaryota; Metazoa; Arthropoda; Insecta; Hymenoptera; Vespidae. Gene Ontology annotation, biological process: mRNA splicing, via spliceosome. The record is from RefSeq and is a predicted model, not a curated record. Gene Ontology annotation, cellular component: U2 snRNP. Gene Ontology annotation, molecular function: U2 snRNA binding; protein binding. The coding region runs from base 153 to 896 and encodes 247 amino acids.